AUGGUAAUAUUGGUGCUCAUUUGGUGCCCAUUUGGUGUGCACACAGACCUGAAUCCUAUCAAACGGUACACGGGAUUAGAGCUGCCAAAAAACCGACGACAUCUACUCUCACUCUCGGACUUCUAUAUACCAUCGAAAGGAUUGGUGCCACCAGAGAGUCUCGACCUACGGGACAAAGGACUGGUGACAGAUGUAAAAGACCAAGGACAUUGUAAAAGCUGUUACAUCUUCUCAGCGGUGGCUUCUAUCGAAGGACAAUUCGCUAAAGCAACUGGCAAGCUUGUUACGCUAAGCGAACAAAAAUAUCUCGACUGUGUGUCACACAAUUGCUCGAAAGGUGGGUGGCAAGGAGAUGUUUUCAACUAUGCAAGAACAGAUGGUGGCCUUCCCAAAGACACGAUAUAUCCAUAUGUUGGAAAGGAGCAGGAGUGUCACAAUAAUAAAAGUCAAAAUAUCGCCGCUGAUUCUGGAUACAUGACUGUUUCAAGAGACGAACAAACAAUAAAAUCGGCUUUAUUUGAAAUCGGUCCACUUGCUGUAAGUCUUUUUGCGUCCAACCAUUUCCGCUACAAUUACACAAAAGAUUCUGGUGUGUAUCGAGAUGAUCCGUGCUCAGAUCAAAAGGUCAAUCAUGGAGUCUUAUUAGUAGGAUAUGGUGUGGAUGAAAAAGAAGGCCCGUUUUGGCUCAUCAAGAACUCAUGGGGAGUCGAAUGGGGAGAGCGAGGAUACGUGAGACUUGAGAGAUCGUCACGUAAUGUCGCUUGUCUGAUGAGUCAACAACCAAUUUACCCAAUAGUUGCUGCCCCGGCCAAU
This is a messenger RNA of Mesorhabditis belari, 813 nucleotides long. NCBI's taxonomy places the organism in Eukaryota, Metazoa, Nematoda, Chromadorea, Rhabditida, Rhabditidae. The record is from the annotation of a GenBank genome assembly.